Messenger RNA from Lodderomyces pseudojiufengensis, 957 nucleotides. RefSeq lists its product as uncharacterized. The coding region runs from base 1 to 957 and encodes 318 amino acids. The record is from RefSeq and is a predicted model, not a curated record. Gene Ontology annotation, molecular function: glycine transmembrane transporter activity. Lineage: Eukaryota; Fungi; Ascomycota; Pichiomycetes; Serinales; Debaryomycetaceae. The transcript has a single exon. Gene Ontology annotation, biological process: glycine import into mitochondrion. Gene Ontology annotation, cellular component: mitochondrion; mitochondrial inner membrane.
AUGAAACAAGAUGUAUCAAAUAAUAAGGUAAUACAGAAGACACCCGAUGCGGCUGCACAUUUAGUAUCUGGAGCAAUAGCAGGUUUAAUUUCAGCAAUUACUUUACAACCAUUUGAUUUAUUAAAAACAAGAUUACAACAACAACAAUAUACAAAUAAACAUGAAGUUAGAACAUCACUAGCGAAAGAAUUGAAAAAGUUAACAAAAAUUAAAGAUCUAUGGAGAGGUACAUUACCAUCUACUUUAAGAACUUCAAUUGGAGCUGGACUCUAUUUCACAAUCCUUUCAAAAAUGAGAUCAAAUUGGGCUCUAUAUAAAUCAAAACAUAAUCAUAUAGAUUUAAAAUCUCAAUCAUCAAUUUUACCAAGAUUAACUCCAUGGGAAAAUUUAACUACUGGAUUUGUUGCAAGAGCUAUAGUUGGUUAUAUAACAAUGCCUAUAACUAUAAUAAAAACAAGAUUUGAAAGUAAUUUAUAUAAUUAUAAUUCAAUGUAUGAAGGUGUACUGGGUAUUUAUAUGGAUGAUACAAAAAAGGGAUCAUUAAAAAAUUUCUUUAGAGGGUCAAUUGCUACAUUAGCAAGAGAUUGUCCUUAUGCUGGAUUAUAUGUUUUAACUUAUGAACUGUUUAAAAAUGAUAUUUUACCUUUAGUGGUGCCAAAACAUUUAGGUGGUGAACAUCAUUCAAGUAUAAUUAACUCAACAGCUGCUGUAAUGGGAGCUAUAACUUGUACUACUAUUACUGCUCCAUUUGAUGCAAUAAAAACAAGAUUACAAUUAACAAAAAAUGGUAAUAUAUGGAAUACUUUUAAAUUAUUAAUAAAUGAAGAUGGUGGAUUUAAAAAUUUAUUUAGAGGUUUAAGUUUAAGAUUAGGUAGAAAAGGUGUAAGUGCUGGUAUAAGUUGGUGUAUAUAUGAAGAACUUAUAAAAUCAAAAUUUAUAAGUAAAUAUUUUGCAUAG